Molecule: messenger RNA, 3202 nt
Organism: Vombatus ursinus (common wombat)
Lineage: Eukaryota; Metazoa; Chordata; Mammalia; Diprotodontia; Vombatidae
Gene: EI24
Product: EI24 autophagy associated transmembrane protein
Exons: 11
Coding region: 242-1264 (340 amino acids)
Biological process (GO): macroautophagy
Cellular component (GO): endoplasmic reticulum
Source: RefSeq, a predicted model, not a curated record
GAUUUAAACUACUGGUUUUCUUCCAGAAUUUCUUUUCAUUCAGAAAUUUCAUUUCUCCUCACCACGUGAAUGAAAAGUGAGGCAAAAUCGUCGUGAGAGAGUAAAGAAAGAAGAGCAAGAACAAGGAGGCAGAGAAGGCUCUGUUUUUCCAGGCUCUUCACGAUGAGAGAUUUGGGGUUCCUUCUCUUCCCUUCUCCCUGUAGUUGAUAGUUUGGGUGGUGGAAGUGAUGCAGAAGUAGAGAUGGCUGACGGUGUCAAAACAUUUCUUCAUGAUCUUGUCAGGGGAAUCAAGGACUCCAUCUGGGGCAUCUGUACCAUCUCCAAAUUGGAUGCCCGGAUCCAACAGAAAAGAGAAGAGCAGCGUCGACGGAGGGCAAGCAGUGUUUUAGCACAGAGAAGAGCCCAAAGUGAGGAACGGAAGCAGGAGAGUGAACCAAGGAUAGUGAGCAGAAUUUUCCAGUGCUGUGCUUGGAAUGGAGGAGUAUUCUGGCUGAGUCUUCUCUUGUUUUACCGAGUAUUUAUCCCUGUGCUUCAGUCAGUAACAGCUCAGAUUAUUGGAGAUCCCUCUCUGCAUGGAGAUGUCUGGUCCUGGCUGGAGUUUAUCCUCACCUCUAUCUUUAGUGCUCUGUGGGUGCUCCCUCUGUUUGUGCUCAGUAAAGUGGUGAAUGCCAUAUGGUUUCAGGAUAUUGCUGACCUGGCGUUCGAGGUAUCUGGGAGGAAACCUCAACCAUUCCCGAGUGUCAGCAAGAUCAUCGCCGACAUGCUUUUUAAUCUCUUACUACAGGCCCUUUUCCUGAUCCAGGGCAUGUUUGUCAGUCUGUUCCCAAUCCAUCUCAUUGGCCAGUUGGUCAGUCUCCUGCACAUGUCUCUUCUCUACUCACUUUAUUGUUUUGAGUAUCGUUGGUUCAACAAAGGAAUUGAAAUGCAUCAGCGAUUAUCCAACAUUGAAAGGAAUUGGCCUUACUACUUUGGAUUUGGUCUACCCUUGGCCUUCCUUACAGCAAUGCAGUCUUCUUACAUCAUCAGCGGCUGCCUCUUCUCUAUCCUCUUCCCUCUGUUCAUCAUCAGCGCCAAUGAAGCAAAGACCCCUGGGAAAGCGUACCUCUUCCAGUUACGCCUCUUCUCCUUGGUGGUCUUCCUAAGCAACAGACUCUUUCACAAGACGGUCUACCUGCAGUCUGCCCUGAGCAGCUCAGCCUCUGCCGAAAAGUUCCCCUCACCUCAUCCAUCUCCUGCCAAACUGAAGGCCGCUGCAGCCCACUGAGCUGCCUCCAAGGGGAGGGAUGGCUUUCGGGGGAGGCACUGGUGGUGGCUUCCUCAGUUUCCCCUAACCCAGGGAAAGCAGGACCCACCCUGCCAAGGGCCCUCAGCACAUUCCCGUUGUUCUCUGUGGGAUCUGGAGUUUUACUAUCUUGUGAGUGUAGGCCAGAAUCUUUUUGAUGCCAGGUGUGGAUUUUUAAUGCUGUCAGCGUGACCGCAGAUUUUUCUGCAGAUGUUUUCUAGCCUUUGCCAGCCCUGUGCCUGUGCUGAUUUGAACACUUUGCUUUUCUCCCCGUGCCAUCCCUCCCCUUUGCUCUGCCACCCUUGGAUGAAUGGAUUUUGUAAAUCCAGUUUGCGUGUGUGUGUGUGUGUGUGUGUGUGUGUGUGUGUGUGUGUUGUUUUGUUAGUUUGUUUUCUGGUGAAACCUGCUCAUUGGGUGUGGAGGGAGGGGGAGUCUCCCAGCUAGUCCUGGUUACUUCCUUCUGCGGCCUUCACUGUCUUUGGUUCUUGUGACUCAGGUUAGGUUUUCAUCCCUCCUACUUCACAGCAAAAAAAAAAAAAAAAAGAAGAAAAAAAAACCUGAAGAGGUGGGACUAGGUAGGGAACAGACCUCACUACCACACGUGUUGGUUUGGAGAGCUUAUGUAUCUCUAUCCCUUUGUUUGUAGGAGGGGUGUACGUAGGAGAGUUCUCUCACUGAUACUGUUAGGGUUCCCUAAUCUUGAGGAGAUGUACCAGCUCUGGACAAGUGCCACCAUUAGCACAGGAUGCCCUGAAAAGUCAGGCUUUUGCUAAGCACUGGAUACAGCUCCGUUACUCAAAGAGCUGGAGGUCUGAAAUUCACUUUGUCAGGGCCACUGCCAGUUAUAUCCGGCACUUCAAAGGGGUGCUGGGUGCUUCACAUGAUCAGGAAUUACAGUUAGAAAACUUAAUGGAAAACAUUAAACCUGUGGCUGGGUGGGUUUUUCUGUCGUUUUUACAGUAAGGUUGGGGGGUGCAGCACAUGUCAAAAAAUUGUACAAUAUAAAAGAAGAAAAAAAUUAAACAAGUAGAAGCUUCUGGUUUCUCAUGGAAACAGGCAUACUGAUUGAUGAAAAUCAUGAAGUUUAUAAUGGUAUUUAAGGAACACAAGGUCUUGUUUGGGUUCAGAAAAAGGGAAUUGAGAGUAAAUGGGAAUUUUAUUGCACUAAGCAUAAUUGAUAGGGAGAUGGUUCUGCAAAGUGUUGAUCUGAAACUCAGGUCUCAUCUCUUUCAUGUAGUUUAUAGAGGGGGAUUGGCUUAUGUCCACUCAUUUAGUGGUUGGUUCUCAAAAACUGAUGAGUUUGGAAUUGGUAAAUUCACUUUUGUGUGUGUAAAGUGUCUUUAUGUAUGUACAUUUCUGCUGUAUAUGUUUCAUAAAGGGAGAAAGAUCAAUUUAGAUUCCAGUGUUCCUCAUGCAUUAAAAAUUCCCAUAAGGCAAGGGAAAAAGAUAAGCAGCUUGCUUGAAACAUUAAGAAAGCCUUUGAGGAGGGCUGUCUGUAACGUAACUACUCUUGGUUAGCAGAUGAACCUCUUCUCUGGUGUUUUCACAAGAAACUGUUAAGUAAAAUAUUAGAAUUGUCCACAGUUGUGGGUGGGUGAUUGUGAGUUUGUCUCACUGGGGGAAGCACCAAGUUGGAAAUAAUAUACAAUGAGAAUUUGUGCACAAGAAUUAUUUGUAAAGCGUAUGGUUAAAGACAUCUUGGGCUAUUUCAAUACCUCUGGUGUGUUCCAAUAAGAUCAUUUGUGGUUUUGACAACAUUUUAAGGCAGCAUUACAAAGAACCACUUAGAAGACUUUCCUUGCUGUAUAUGGUGGUUUGGGAGAGAUAGUUUAAGCUGUCAAGAAUUUUGGUAAUUUGAAAAGUCAUAAUAUAAAUUUUUGGAAUUUUUUUUUCGCAAUAAAAUGAACCCCUUUGGAAGCA